Fonsecaea monophora is the source of this 531-nucleotide messenger RNA. RefSeq lists its product as hypothetical. Lineage: Eukaryota; Fungi; Ascomycota; Eurotiomycetes; Chaetothyriales; Herpotrichiellaceae. The transcript is spliced from 3 exons. The record is from RefSeq and is a predicted model, not a curated record. Bases 1 to 531 code for a protein of 176 amino acids.
AUGACGACCGACCUGGAUGAAUUUCAAUACCCUGCCUCCUUCGCCAAGCUCCAAGCCUGUGAUGCGGGCACCAUGGCGACGAAACUGAAAAACUGUUUUGCCUUCGUGACUGACAAUAGCUGGUGCAAUGGUGCCUAUUGGAUUCACGGCUGGACCAAGGACUUCACUUGCCCCGACUCUUCAUAUCUGACCUUGGCUCUUACAGGCCAGGGUGGGUCACCUUGGGAGACCAAAUCUACACCACGGCCGGCGCUGGGCGGGCGUGAACAACCUCAACACAACAUUCAGCCAAACAAGCUGUUGGCUCGAUCCAGAAUCUCGCCAGCUGUGGUCAUUCGUCACCGCAUUUGGUCGCCUCAACUAUUACUGGGUGCGGCACGGCGGCUUGAUUAUAACCUCGCAGGGGUUAUUGCCGAUGCUCACACGUCCUCCGCCUUCACAAACAGAACUAUCCUGGAAGCGACACAAUUUACAUUUGUGGAGAGCGUCCGAUCGACAUACAUCUAUUACCACGUUGCCCGGUCAGAUUAG